CACACACACGCCGCACGAGAGCGGUGCACAGUCCGUUCGGAGCUUGUGCGCCCCCCCCCUUCGUGCACGCGCCUCGGCAAGGACAGGAGCGAGUGCGCGCUCCCGGAUCAAGAAGUAUCUUCCAUGUACAGUUCUUUCUUUCUUUCUUUCCAUCAUCUGUCUUUUCUGUGAAUUUGUUUUGCACGAUUACGCGCGUGCUUGGUCGGAAAGAUAAGGAUUUUUCAUUGGUCCCAGCAUGGAGAACGUGAGAAGAAUUUGAGUGUUAAAGGCGAAAGGUUGGAGAAUAAAAGAGCGCAAGGAAAAGAAAAAAAGGAGACGCCGAGGUUUUGGAGGACCGUUAUGUCCCGUGCGGAGAUUUAUUAACGCGCGAGCCCCCGGAGGACUUUGGAGUAUAUUUCUUCUCCUCGGUUUUCUACGGUUCUCUCUCUUUUUUUUUUUCUUUAACUCUUGAACUCUUUUUUGGUCCAUGUUUUUGGUGUGCAUGGGUCAUCGGUGAGAUCGCGCGCGCUCCGCGGGAUGGGAGCGAGUCAGGGCAAGCAGAGUGGGAGUGAAGGGAAGGGCAGUUCCAGCAUUUCCUCCGACCUGAGCUCAAGUACAGAUCAGACGUCGACCAAAGCUCCGAAGAAUGUAGCUACCAGUGAAGACUCGGAUGUGAGCAUGCGCACUUUGAGUACGCCCAGUCCUGCUCUCAUCCUCCCUCGUUCUUCACCUGCUUUCUUCAAUGGCUCCUCAUUGUCCUUUGCUCCAGAGACGGUUGGUCUCACUUACCCUCAGCGUGGAAUGUGCCAAUCCAAAGACCACCAUCAGGGGGCGCCCAUUGACAUGCUGCCUGACCAUGCCUUUCUGCAGAUCUUCGCACAUCUGCCCACCAACCAGCUGUGUCGAUGUGCCAGAGUAUGCCGCCGAUGGUACAACCUGGCAUGGGACCCACGGCUCUGGAGGACAGUGCGUCUGACGGGUGAUGUGGCACACGUGGACCGGGCUUUGCGGGUGCUUACGCGUCGUCUAUGUCAGGAUACCCCCAAUGUAUGUUUAUCCGUGGAGAUGGUGGUGUUGAAUGGCUGCCGCAGACUUACUGAUCGUGGCCUUUACACGGUAGCACAGUGCUGCCCCGAGCUACGACGCCUCGAUCUGGCCGGCUGCUACAACGUGUCCAAUGAAGCUGUGUUUGAGGUGGUCUCACGAUGUCCUAACCUGGAGCACCUUGAUGUCUCAGGCUGCUCAAAGGUGACGUGCAUCAGUCUGACGCGUGAAGCCUCCAUCAAACUCUCCCCGCUGCACGGCCAGCAGAUCUCCAUUCGCUACCUGGACAUGAGCGAUUGCUUCGCGCUGGAGGACGAGGGCCUGCACAUCAUCGCGGCUCACUGCACGCAGCUCACACACCUGUACCUCCGGCGGUGCGUACGCCUAACCGACGAGGGUCUGUGCUUCCUGGUGAUCUACUGCCCUGCAGUGCGCGAGCUGAGCGUCAGCGACUGCCGCUUCGUCAGCGACUUCGGGCUGCGUGAGAUCGCCAAGCUGGAGGGUCACCUACGCUACCUGAGCAUAGCGCAUUGCGGCCGCAUCACUGACGUAGGAGUGCGCUACAUCGCCAAGUACUGUUCCAGGCUACGUUAUCUAAACGCCCGAGGCUGUGAGGGCCUCACGGACCACGGCAUCGAGCAUCUGGCCAAGAGCUGUCUCAAGCUCAAGAGCCUGGACAUCGGCAAGUGCCCUCUGGUGUCAGACGCCGGACUGGAGGUACUCGCGCUCAACUGCUUCAAUCUGAAGCGUCUGAGCCUGAAAGCAUGCGAAAGCAUCACAGGCCGUGGGCUGCAGGUGGUGGCGGCUAACUGUUUCGACCUGCAGCUGCUUAACGUGCAGGACUGCGACGUGUCGCUCGACGCGCUGCGCUUUGUCAAGCGCCACUGCAAGCGCUGCAUCAUCGAACACACCAACCCCGCCUUUUUCUGAGAGCUACAAUCUAAGAGUCUGAUACUCAGAGAACAUGUCCAUUCGGCUGCAGCUGGGAUGAGAAUAUCAUAACCAUAAUGCUAAUAAUGCGAUUUCUAUUCAUUGGUAUCAAUUCGAGCACUUUUGAGUUGUAUUCCAGUAAGGUCUGUUUACACUAAGACAACACGACGAUCCACACGGACGUGCAAUUCAAAUAUAUUUACAGCUAAGUGCCAAAAAUCUCGAUGACAUCUUUAUUAAUGUCACUGUAGACUUAUGGAUUUCUGUUGUUGUUGGUGCUUACUGUAUCCAGACCUUAAAUAUGAGAGAAUAUAUUUAAUUUCCUUCUUCAAUCAAAUGUAGUCCAUCAACGAAGAUAUGUCGGUUUCUGGUAUUUAGCCAUCAGGCUAAAUUAGCUAACGAUUGCAAAAUCUGUGUAAAUAAGAUCAAAUGUGCAAUUAAGUUUAAAAGGUUCUGCGGUUUAUGACGCAAUGUGAUUUAAAUUCGCUAGAAAUUGCGGCGGCCAUUUUGUAAUCAUUCUGUCCGCAAAGCCCCGCCCCCUAGUGCUUAAAGACAGAAUUACAGCAGAAAGGUUACAACUUCUACAUUUUAUACUACAUGUAUUUAUUUCAAGUUAAUAAUUCAUCAAUCUUAUAAAGAUUUGAAAAUUUAUUAAUGGAAAAACACAAUGAAGUUUAAAAGCUAGUGUACCAGUGUACUGGUGUAUCUUAUCAACUACAUAAACAGCAACUGUGCAAAGUGUGGAAAGUCUUUUAUCGUGUUUGAGAGACACAUACAUCUUCCUUUUGUUUCUACGCAUUAAACAUAUGUAGUGGUAUAAAGAUUUUGACCAAACAAAUCUAUAAAUGUCCAGAUGUUUCUACUUUAUUUUCAUUAAAAAUUCCUCCCUUAGUAUGAAGAACAGCUUUACACACUCUCAGCAUCCUGACACAGUUUCUCCAAACGUUCAGCUGAAAUACUUUGCUGUGCUUCUUGUAAAACUCGGAAGAUGUUUUUCACAUUUUUUUCUUGUGAUCCAGUUGAUCCCAGUGCAGUUCAAUAGGAUUUUGGUGUGGUGACUGGGCUGAUCGUUUCAUGAUAGAUAUCACUCCUGACGUACGAUUCAGGUUUUCAUCGUCUUGUUGUAUGGUGAACUAGUGAUGGAAAGACCGGAUCAUUUCAGUGACUAUGCUCUUUGAAUCUUGUUUAUUAAAAUGAAUCUUUUUUGAGUCAUUUAGUUCACCUUCAUUAGCGUAUGUGGAAGUCACGUGAUAAAAGAAGGAACGACUCGGACUGGAGGAGUUGAGAGAUGAACAUCCUGUACAUAACCCACAGAGAUUUCACGAUGCUUCGCUCGUGUGCGUCCAGUAGAGAAUAAACAAAUCACUAUUUGAGACGACUCGUUCUUCUGAGUCACAUCGAAGACUCAUUCAAAACGAACGAAUCGUUCAUGAACGACUCAUCACUUCAGUGAAGUCUGGACUGCAUGUUGUAUUUGGAAAUUAUGUUGGUUCAGGAUUCCUUUCAGUUUUCAUUUAAUUUCCACCUCCAUGUGUGAGUGUGGGGGUGAGGGAGUCUGAUCACAUCUUCUCUCUUCUUCUCUGUCCUACACAAGUUCUUCUGUUAGAGACAAAAUUGUCCAGUUUGAUUUUCACACAACUUUCAUCCACUUUACAAUUCUUGUGUUUUUUCCUUGAAUUUGUUGCAUAGAAACAAAAGGAACAUGCGUCUGGGAAAAACCCAUUUUCCACACUUUUCACAGCACUGUAAAGAAGAAGGAAACAGAAAUUGGGUACAGUCUUUUUUUUUUUUUUUUUUUUUUUAACACUUAAAACACAUUUUACUUUAUAUGUUUUCUUUUAAACCAAGGACUUGUUUUUAUGUGUUUAGCCCAUAUUUAUGCUUCGUCUGUAUUUUCUCUGAUUUUCCCCCUUACACUUCUUACACUUCUUUAUUCAUAACACAUUGAUCGUGUGCACAGAAGUGUAGUUUGUAUUCCGGAAAAGGGAACGAAUGUCGAAGGGAAUGAACACUUUUCUUUUCAUUGGAGCGUAAUUUAUGCUACGUUACACUCUGUUUACACGUUUUACCGCGCAGAUGCGACACGAUCGUUCAAUGAAAUGUCGCUAAUGAAGUAACAGAUGCAGACUGUUGGAUGUUCAGAUGAUUUUGUAGCAGUAUUACACUUUUAUAUCACAAUAACUCGUUUUUGUUUUUUUUUGUUUAUAAUAACGCUUUACCAGUUCACACCAUUUUCACCAGUUGCUCCUCAACUGAAUGUUUGUUUCAGGUGCUGAAUGUAACUCUGAAAUAAAAAUACCAAAGCCAUAUUAAAAAACAAACAAACAAACAAACAAACAAACAAACAAAAACCCCCAA
Molecule: messenger RNA, 4311 nt
Organism: Silurus meridionalis
Lineage: Eukaryota; Metazoa; Chordata; Actinopteri; Siluriformes; Siluridae
Gene: fbxl7
Product: F-box and leucine-rich repeat protein 7
Exons: 4
Coding region: 517-1953 (478 amino acids)
Biological process (GO): SCF-dependent proteasomal ubiquitin-dependent protein catabolic process
Cellular component (GO): SCF ubiquitin ligase complex
Molecular function (GO): protein binding
Source: RefSeq, a predicted model, not a curated record